CAACGAUGCAGCACAAAAUGUAUUGAUUGAUGAUAUGUGCCUUUAAAUCAGACUGAGAAUAAUUCCUAGCCUGACAGAUGGAAGAGAUUGCAAUAGUAGGCAUAGCCUGCAGAUUUCCUGGCGCAGAUGACAUAGAUGAAUUCUGGAAAGUCCUUAAAAACGGAGAAGAUCAUGUACAAGACAUUCCAAAGGAAAGAUGGGAUAUCCAACAUAUUGAAAUUCCAGACGUGGAUGAUGAAUGGAAGGAUCAUGCUUCUAAAAGUGGCUUAAUAAAAGAUUAUGACAAAUGGGACAACAAGUUUUUUGGAAUCAGUGAUUCUGAAGCAGGAUGGAUGGACCCGCAGCAGUGUCUUGCCCUUGAAGUUGCUUAUUCAGCUUUAGAAGACGGAGGUUUCACUAGAGAACAAAUAAAGGGAACAACCACUGGCGUUUAUAUAGGUUACAAUUUAUUAUAUUUCAAUCCGAUAAAAAUUAGAAAAUAUAAUUUUAUUCAAUCUAAAGUUGUUUUACUUUAAAAUAGAGUAAUUUUGUGUCUUUUAUGUUUUUACAUCACAUUUUGACAUGCAUACAAUUUCAUGAAGAUGAAAAUUGAUGACACGUAUCAAAAUACUUUACGUAAGAAGUAACAUUAAGUCGUUAAUGUUAACCAACAGUACAUAUCAACAAAUUAAAAUUCGAGAUAUCGAUACAUAAAAUGCAUUAUACGUAUGACUGUUUUUAUGAAUAGGAGGUCUUAGUAUAAAAUUAAAUCUUAUAAAAUUGAUGCGAUUGAACACUGUUGAGUGUUUUGAUGAUGUAUACGCAUGAUACAUUGAUACUUAUAAUGAUUUUUACACAUGUUAUUUUUAUG
Messenger RNA from Mytilus californianus (California mussel), 850 nucleotides. RefSeq lists its product as uncharacterized. The coding region runs from base 78 to 515 and encodes 145 amino acids. NCBI's taxonomy places the organism in Eukaryota, Metazoa, Mollusca, Bivalvia, Mytilida, Mytilidae. Gene Ontology annotation, biological process: fatty acid biosynthetic process. Gene Ontology annotation, molecular function: fatty acid synthase activity. The record is from RefSeq and is a predicted model, not a curated record. The transcript has 2 exons.